AUGGUUGGGCCACAGCAGACACCGCUCAGCGAUGAACUGACCACCACCUACAUGGACAAAGCACGACAAGCAAGUACCAUCUUGGAAUGUCAGCAGAAACUGAAAGCUUCUCUUAAAAGGAAGUUCCACUUUGUGCCUGAGGGCAUGACGACAGAGGAAAACCAAAUCCCGCUCAAUAGCAUCUACACUGAGCUCUUUAUCACUGAAGGACGAGGUGGGGAAGUCUGUCAGGAACAUGAGAUGAGACAGAUCGAGAAGUUCACCAUGACAAGGGUGGCCCAAGAGAAGUCAAUCGAUUGCAACUGUCUUUUCGAUCCUCUGCCGGGUCAAGGCCACCAGAUAAGAAGAGUGAUCACAACGGGAGUCGCUGGCAUCGGUAAAACUGUGUCUGUAAAUAAAUUCACACUGGACUGGGCUGACGACUGGGCAAAUAAAAACCUACAAUUUGUAUUUCCCCUCAGUUUUCGAGAGCUGAAUCUGAUGAGUAAGCAAACCUUUAGUCUAGAGCAGCUUCUACACGUCUUCUUCCCUGAAGUAAAAGACUUGGACAUCCUCACCAACGAUAAACACAACAUACUGUUCAUCUUGGACGGUCUGGAUGAGAGUCGCCCCCCUUUAAACUUGGACAGUGAAAUACUGUCUGACGUGACAAAACCAUCCAAGAUAGACGUGCUUCUGGUGAACCUCUUCAAGAGAAAGCUUGUUCCUUGGGCUCUUGUUUGGGUAACGUCACGUCCAGUAGCUUCCAUUCAGAUCCUACUCGAGUGUUUUGAUCUGUUUACAGAGGUACGAGGCUUCAACGACGCCCAGAAAGACGAGUACUUCAGGAGGAAAAUCCGAAAUGAGACCGUAGCAAACAGGAUAAUCACACAUGUGAAAUCCUGCAGGAGUCUCCACAUCAUGUGCCACAUCCCUGUUUUCUGCCGGAUGACCGCAAAUGCUCUUAACAAGAAUCUGUCAUUGACAGACAUGAUCAACGCACCAAACACUCUUACAGAAAUGUACUUACGCUUUUUGGCCUUUUCCGUGGAAACAAUGAAGAAAAGGUUACCUAAAACAAUAGACUCACAUGUCGACUUCAUAAGAGAGAACCUGAUGUCACUGGGUAAACUGGCCUUCAAUGAACUGGAGAAGGGAAACCUGGUCUUCUACAAGAGAGACCUGAAGGCCAAUGGUAUAGAUGUUUCACAGGCUUCAUUGUUCUCAUUCUACACACAGAUCUUCAAAGAAGAACCUACAGUCUGUGGUGAGAAGACGUUCUGCUUUGUGCAUCUCAGUGUUCAUGAGUUUUUUGCUGCGUUGUACGUCUUUCUUAGCUUCCACAACGACAACAAAAAUGUCCUCUUGAAAAAGUCUUCUGCUUCACGUUUUCCAAUGAGAGACAAAUCAGAAUUCAUCCUCUACAGAGAAGCUGUCAAAAAGGCUUUGCAGUACGAGAAUGGACAUUUUGACAUGUUUCUCCGUUUUCUCCUGGGUCUGUCUCUGGAAACCAAUAAGAUUCUGUUGAAACAUCUGAUGACCAGUGACAGAACAAAACCAAAGACAAGACAAGAGAUCAUAAAGUACAUCAAGGAGAAGAUCAGAGCGAGUCCAUCCCCAGACAGAUGUCUCAAUCUGUUCCACUGUCUGAAUGAGUUGCAUGACCACUCUCUUAUGGAGGAGAUCCAGAAUUUCUUCAGCUCAGGUGGUCUGAACAGAGCUGAACUCUCACCUGCUCAGUGGGCCAUCCUGUCCUAUGUGUUACUGACAUCAGAGGAAAAGUUGGAUGUGUUUGAGCUGAGCAAGUACACUAGGUCCGAGAAAGGUCUUCAUGGGCUUCUGGAUGUUGUCAAAGCAGCUCGAGUUGCAAAUCUGAAUGCUUGUAAGCUCACUGUGAACUGCUGCGAGAAGCUGUCAAGUGUCAUCAGCUCUUCACAAAUCCAAGAGCUUGACUUGAGUAACAACAACCUGAGAGAUGAAGGACUAAUACUGCUCUGUGGUGGACUCAUGAACAGCAAACUGGAGACGCUUCGACUGAGGAGCUGCAACCUAACAGAGAAAAGCUGCGACGCUCUUUCCUCAGUCGUCAAAUCGGUCUCCGGCCUCCUGAAAGAACUAGAUCUCACCGACAACGACUUUGAGGAUGUGGGAGUCAAAAAGCUUUGUGUUGGACUGGGGAGUCCUCACUGUAAACUGGAAAUACUCAAUUUGUCCAUGUGCAGAGUCACCGAAGAAGGGUGCACAUUCUUGGUUUCUGCUCUGAACUCCUGCAGUCUGAGACAGUUGGACCUGAGCUACAACCACCCAGGAGACGACGGCCUAAAACUGUUGAAGACGAUGGAGAGAGACCCUCAGUGCAAGCUGGAGAAACUCUGUGCGGAACAAUGCGGUGAAUCCAGGGUUCAGCCAGGUUUGAGGAAAUAUACAGUUCAACUCACCCUGGACCCGAACACCGCACACAGAGACCUUCAGUUGUCGGGGAACAAAAAGGCAAGACCGCCCAAGCGUACCAGCGACCAAGACAGAGCCGACUUCCAGACCCAGGUGUCGUGUUCCCAGGGUCUGACCGGACGCGCUUACUGGGAGACGGAAUGGAGAGGGAUGGCUUCGAUGGGAGUGGCCUACAGACGGACGUCCACCAAGGGUGAGGGUGGGGACAUCAGGACGGGCCAGAACGACUCCUUCUGGGGUCUGAACUGCACCAAAGGCAAAUACCAGGUUCAGCACAAAGGUACCAGCACCCCAAUAGAAGACCAAGAGCCCUCCCACAAAGUAGGAGUCUUCCUGGACUGGUCUGCAGGGACUUGUUCUUUCUACAGUGUCUCCUGUGGUGACCGGAGCCACAUUCGCACCCUCAACAUCGCCUUCACGGAGCCUGUUUACCCAGAAUUCCACCUGGCCUGGAAGAAUUCCUCAGUCUAUCUGAACUGA
Messenger RNA from Sphaeramia orbicularis (orbiculate cardinalfish), 2910 nucleotides. Its product is annotated as NLR family CARD domain-containing protein 3-like. Lineage: Eukaryota; Metazoa; Chordata; Actinopteri; Kurtiformes; Apogonidae. Gene Ontology annotation, molecular function: protein binding. The record is from RefSeq and is a predicted model, not a curated record.